AAUGGGUAAGUUGUGCCAAGCGCGUAGCAGUACGGAAGGUAUUCCUCUCGGUCGCGUCCUCCAUAUUGAUGACAGCGCCGACGGUGAUAAUUUUCUGAAAUUUUUGUCGUUAAUGCCCCCUGUGUCCUGAAAUCGAAAGCAACCGCGUUGUCUUAAAAGCUCCCCGACAGAAUGCGCGACUUCGGGGUCCUCGACGUCGAGAACCGAGAAGCCGCGAUCACGAGCUCCCCCCAGGUCCAUCCUCGACCGCAUUUCUCUACCGAUCGCGCGCAACCUUUCCGUCACCGAACCCCUUCGACGCUCCUCCGACCUCUCGAUUUCGUCCAUGGCGUCCUCUUUCUUCUCUCCCGCACGCGCCCGAGUUAUCUUUUAUGUUUCCUCGUUGCUACAAAUGGAGCGAUCCGUCAUCGUCGAGGAAUUACGAUUCCACGACGCACAUUUGAUCGCCCGACGAAAUACAUGUUCUCGUCCUUACUUAUAAGAAAACAUACCAUUGUAUAAAUUAAUGGUAUGAUCAUGACGAGUAACGUUGCAGCGAUAAAAUUGGAAGAGGGGCAGGAAUCUGUAACAGAGAUUCAAACCUAUCUCGAAACGUUUAAUAAAGAAAUAGAAGGUGGACAAGAACAACUACAACAUGUGCAGUUGCAACAAGUAGAAGGAUUAUCAGGUGGAGAAGAAGGUGGUACUUACUUUGUCGAUCAAUCAGGUCAAUAUUAUUAUCAGGCUAAUAGCGAUGAAACCCCUGUAAUGACACAAGUACAAAUUCAAGAAGUUGAAGAAAGCGAUGUUCACCAAGAGGGUGAGGUAACUCAAGAAGAGCAAUAUCAUGAGAUAGAAGAAUUAGAAAAUGUUGAUGGAGAUGAGGAUGGUCAAGUAUCAAAUAAUGGGAAUAAUCAAGUUGUAAUUAAUUCUGGGGAUGCAUAUCAGACUGUUACUAUAGUACCAUCCGACACAAAUCCUGGUGAAGUGAGUUAUGUUUUGAUUGUACAACAACCAGAAUCUGAGGACAAAGAAAGUAGACCUGCCGAAGUUGAAGCCGGAGAAGUAGAGGAGGCAGAAGGUGAACAGGAUUUAACUGUUUAUGAUUUUGAAGAUAAUGAGGAUAAUGAAGCUCCUGUAGAAUCAGAAGCAGAAGAUGAUAAAACCAAAAUAAUUAAGUUUCUUCCAAAGAAAUCUCAAACCGUAACUCAAGCACAUAUGUGUAAUUACUGUAAUUACACCAGUCCAAAACGGUACUUGCUGUCACGACAUAUGAAAUCUCAUUCAGAAGAAAGACCACAUAAGUGUAGUGUUUGUGAAAGGGGAUUUAAAACUUUGGCUUCCCUUCAAAAUCAUGUUAAUACGCAUACUGGGACCAAACCCCACCAUUGCAAAUUUUGUGAUAGUGCAUUCACUACAUCUGGUGAACUCGUACGACAUGUACGAUAUAGGCAUACUCAUGAAAAACCACAUAAAUGUCAGGAAUGUGACUAUGCCUCAGUCGAAUUAUCUAAAUUAAAACGACAUAUAAGAUGUCAUACAGGAGAACGCCCAUAUCAGUGUCCACAUUGUACAUAUGCAAGUCCAGAUACCUUUAAAUUAAAACGUCAUCUUCGUAUACAUACAGGUGAAAAACCAUAUGAGUGUGAUUUUUGUCAAGCCAGGUUUACACAAUCAAAUAGUUUAAAAGCACACAAGUUAAUUCAUAAUGUAGGUGACAAACCUGUUUUUCAAUGCGAGUUAUGUCCCGCAACUUGCGGAAGGAAAACUGAUCUUAGAAUUCAUGUGCAGAAAUUGCAUACCUCGGACAAACCAUUAAAAUGUAAAAGAUGUGGAAAAACAUUCCCCGACAGGUAUAGCUAUAAGUUACAUAGUAAAACACAUGAAGGAGAAAAAUGUUACAAAUGUGACCUUUGUCCAUAUGCAUCAAUUUCCGCACGUCAUUUAGAAAGUCAUAUGCUGAUCCAUACAGAUCAGAAGCCAUAUCAAUGUGAUCAUUGUUUUCAGUCAUUUAGACAAAAGCAGUUGCUCAAACGUCAUUGUAAUCUUUAUCAUAAUCCAUCUUAUGUUCCUCCACCGCCACAAGAAAAAACUCAUCAGUGUCCUGAAUGUGAAAGACCUUUUAGACACAAAGGAAAUCUUAUUCGACACAUGGCCGUUCAUGAUCCAGAAUCAUCUUUGCAAGAGAAACAACAAGCCCUUAAGAUUGGUCGACAAAAGAAAAUUCAAAUUAUCGAUGGUCAACGAGUUGAAGUCAUGACAGGUGAUUUAGCUUCUAAACUUAAAGGUUAUGAAGAUGAAGAGGAAGAAGAUGAAGAUGAUAUGAUGGCAGUAGAAGGAAGUGAUGGACAACAGUAUGUUGUAUUAGAAGUAAUUCAAUUAGCUGACAAUCAAGGCACUGAUCAGCAGAUGGCUGUGGUAGCUAGUGAAGACGGAGAUUUGGUGAUGCAAGAUCCCUUGAGUCAAGAAAAUAGUAUGGUAGGUGCAACUGGAGAAGAUGGCUGUGAGGUUGAAGAAGAUGAAAGUGAUAUGCACGAAUUAAAAAUUGAAUCAGUGACAUCGUGUACCACAAACAAAUCUUCGUCUCAAAAUACACAAAGUGAUCCAAAAUUACAAAAAGAAAUGGAAACAUGUUUUGGUUUUGAUGAAGAAGAAGAGGAAGAAGAAGAAGGAAGCAGUAAUAUAAAUAUUUUACAAACUAUUUCGUAAUAAGAGGAAGAACAGAAUGAUGUACCUUUUUAAUAGUCUAAUCGUUCUCCUUUUGCACAGUGUCACAGUGAUGUAUUGAAUGCAGAAACUGCAAGUUAAAUAUGUAUUAUCAUUUUGAAACACUAUACCGAGUUCCAAAAAAAAACUGUUUUGGAGCUACUGUGGUCCACAUACGACAUAUGUAUGGUACAAGAAUCUUCUUUUGCCACUAGUGCAUUAGAUACAUGUAAUAAUUUAUGAAAAUAUUGUAGUUUUGUGGUUUAGCAGAAUAUCAUGAAAAUGUACAAUUAUAAUAAUGUAAAAUA
This is a messenger RNA of Vespula vulgaris, 2993 nucleotides long. RefSeq names its product transcriptional repressor CTCFL. The transcript is spliced from 13 exons. Gene Ontology annotation, cellular component: nucleus. Gene Ontology annotation, molecular function: DNA-binding transcription factor activity; RNA polymerase II cis-regulatory region sequence-specific DNA binding. Gene Ontology annotation, biological process: regulation of transcription by RNA polymerase II. The record is from RefSeq and is a predicted model, not a curated record. NCBI's taxonomy places the organism in Eukaryota, Metazoa, Arthropoda, Insecta, Hymenoptera, Vespidae. Bases 511 to 2688 code for a protein of 725 amino acids.